Molecule: messenger RNA, 357 nt
Organism: Symbiodinium natans
Lineage: Eukaryota; Dinophyceae; Suessiales; Symbiodiniaceae
Source: the annotation of a GenBank genome assembly
AUGCUGGCAAGCGCGCUCCUGUUCAACUUCGGCUGGUUGCCAUCCGACCCACCACCGGGGGGCAAUGAGCAGAAAGCGAUCGAUGCAGCGAUCGGAGAAUACAGACGUCGCGGCUGCAAUGCAGCACGGACGGCGUGGAGCUUUCAGGAUCAGCACCGCUGGGCAGCCGCGCAUCUGCGCGCAUGCCAAAAAAAAAACAUGACCGAACUGGACGACUACGGCGUCUAUGCGCACCAACUGCCCUCCAAGGGCAAGGACGGGGAGCCGGCCCAAAUGCCUGAGUUUGUCAUUGCCUAUGAGAAGUCGCUCCAGUCCCAAGCAGGCAGUGACGGGAAUGCGGCAGCGCAGGAGGAGUGA